AAAAAAAAAAAACAUCUUCGGGGUCGGUAAAGAAGUUUUUGAUCGAGGGCUCACCGCGCGAAAAAUAUUUGAAAUUCCGACGCUUCGUUGACCAAAUGUAAAACGCAAAAUAAUGAAUUUACGAAGGUUCGGUUUUGCGCGUAUUCCCUACCUCAAUUACCGGUGCGUAGUCGCGCGAAGGUCACACAAAACGACCCGGGACAACUGCGUCGUAGCCUCGUAUGGAAGAACGCAACAUCGGAGGGUUGCAGCAAAGGGGUGGAAACUAAGAGGAAUAAUGUCAAUGCCGUUCUCUGCUUUCUCCGGGGCCACGCGAGUGCCGCAACAAGGGCCGCCCGUUUUAAAAAAUAAUUGUCACGAGCGAAAAUUCAAAGGCACGGACGAUCGAACGAGCAGGCAUGCAGGAAUGAGCAAGAUCGAAUAAAAAAAUAACGGAGGAAGUGAAAGAUGCGAGGAUAAUUGGGUGUUUGGUGAAGUAGUUUUUCUUCGUUUUAUUUUCCCAACCUCGGGCAAUCGAGGCUUAUAUUUUUCAAUCGCGUUAUACGACCUAGAUUUUCGAUCUAUAAGAUGAUUCAGCGUUCGAUCGAAUCGAUUUGGACGUGACGAAAGUGAACAUUGAGAACAGACCCGGCACAUUGACCCACCGUACUAAUAACCUAUACGCGUCUUUAUUAUCUUUUUAUUUCAAAAUAAAUUUCACGCCAAUUCAUUCCAGUGCGCGUGUAUGUGUUUCUGACCGAAGUCAACUUUUCGACGUCUUUCGCAUUUUCAAAUUUUCAUCUUCAACUUGAUUCUAUCAGAUACACGGGGCACUGUCCGACUCUCAAAUUCCGCGUUGGAAAGAGAUUUGGCGCCAAUACGGAGGAGAUAAUGAAGAUAAUCGAAUCUAAUCGGGAGGGUCGUCAAAAAAGACACGAACUGCUCGAAAAGAAAAUCCUCAAAACUGGGCCAUACAGACCGAACUCGGGAAAAAACGCCGUUCUAUUGCCAAUCGUUCGUGAUCCGGAAAUACGAAGGGAUUGGAAAAAUGAGGCUCAUCUGUAUAAGACACCCCCGUUUGUACUCGGUUAUACGGGAUACAUUCCUGGGUACAACAACAAAUACGGUCUCUCGUUUAUGCGGGCGGUUGAAGAGGGUGGCAGAGAAUGGCGUGAGACUCAAACAAAAUUGCGUCUCCGUCGUGACGCAAUGAGAGCUCACGUGGAUCAACGUACGACCCCAAGAAACAUGUUGUCGCGUGCGAGAGCCGAUAACGUCGAGAUCGAAAUCGAUCACGGCCACCCGAGAGAGCCAACGUUUUACGAAAAUCAAGUAUCACCGGAAAGACCACCGAUCGUCGGCUACACGGGUCACAUACCAGGAGCCAAGGGUGAAUCGGCCCUCUCGCGACGUUAUGCUCAAGCAGCGAGGCGGGGAUUGCAAAUGUUGCAGAGAGAACGAGAAGGAAGAUCUACCCGAGAAAGAGAUUCGUCGUCGGGUGCUCAAAGAGCUCCGAACGGAAGACCUUACGACGAGACGUGAAAAGGUUCAACGCCGAUGAUUAAUCAUCAAUACUUCUCGAUCAAACAUGCUGAAGUACAAAUUUGAGUAUUUUAACUCGUUUCGAGCAUAAUUCGGACCCAAGUAAGAUACUAGAAGGAGUUUUAGGCGACUCGACGUACACUUCUCGAAAAUAUUUCGUUAUUUGAAAUAUAUUUGACGAGAAUGCUUCCAGAAUAUGUUCAUCGAUCCGCUCGAGAGGAUUUCUCCUAGAAACCUCGACGAAGUGGAAUUCUCUACUACUAGCCCAUGUACAAAUUAAAAUACAGAGACGGUAUCCCACAAUUCGAAUGUAAAUACGCAUCGGUAAUUAGAAAAAGUAUCGAAAUAAAAAUAUAUUUUUCGUUAUAA
Molecule: messenger RNA, 1890 nt
Organism: Venturia canescens
Lineage: Eukaryota; Metazoa; Arthropoda; Insecta; Hymenoptera; Ichneumonidae
Product: protein FAM166B-like
Exons: 6
Coding region: 871-1521 (216 amino acids)
Source: RefSeq, a predicted model, not a curated record